UAAAUUUUCUCAGAUUUUGCUAAACAGUCAUGGUUGUUUGGAUUUUGUGGUAAUUUUUCCAACAGUGUUCGCUCGACAGAUCUGGCUGAAACACGUGACAUAGCGAUAUAAAAGCGCACGCCGAACGUCGCGCAUCCGAUGACUGGCUAACCGACCUUAUGGCGCACGAAGCCGCGACUGGCCUGGAUGCCUUUUUUUCGUGGUAUACCGUUAUCGUAGAAUAACUCAGGCUCUCCUAUAUCCGCGGUCGCCGUGUAUCAACGACAUGUCGAUUUCGCCUGGCCGGGCCGGUCGGGGGAGAGCGGAUCAUCGCGUUUCGACUAUGCCGUUUCUCUUCUCGUUCACUUCGAGACGGCGUGAGACCGCUGUGAGUUGUGGUGGAAAAAAAGGUCGUCCACACUCGUGGAUUCAGACUGGCCGCUCGCUAGCCGAUUUUCCUCAGUUCCACUCGGCAAACGUAGCGCAACAGAUCGUUCGCCGAGACGCGGAUGCCUCUUAUGCAAAUAACGCGACGUCGUUGCCUUGGGUAAACGCCGAUCGCUGUCGAGCUAUCGCACGGCCGGUCGACCCUCGUAGUCGCCGGAAGUGGUCGUCGCGCGCACUAGGAAGCGCAGCAUGAGAGCCCGAAUAGUUUUGCUAGGUGUUCUGCUCGUCUGUACGAGCGUUCGAUAUGCAGAGGGUAGGUCGAAGAAGACGACGCAGCUGUCGCUGCAAAGUAAAGAGACUAACGUGGUGAACUUCAUGCGGCUGCUGGUGAUGAGAUUAGUCUUCGGGGUGGCAUCGGCGAUGGGGCUGGGUGAAAAUCUCUCGGGGGUACUUGGCGGAAUUUUUGUACCGCCUGGAGCAGAGGAGUAUAACGACGAUUACGGCGACGAUACCUUCGUACCUGAGCUCUUUUAAAGUAGAUAUGUACUAGUUUAAUUGUAGGCGUUGUGUAAAAACGAUUGAGUAACGGAAAGUCUGCGUAAAUGAAAAAUUAGCUUUUAAAUCAUUAUCUCGGCAAACCAAGCGGCCUGAAUCAUGAAAAAUUACUUUUUUGUUAUCUCUCCGUGCCUCGGAAAUUAUCUGGAUCAAUGGAAUCAAGCGCGAAUAAUCGCAAUAAGUAUACGCAAAUGGAUACGUCGAGAUACUUUACACGCAUUUAUCGUGGAAAAAGUACUAUUUUAUUGCUUUCACUAAGAUAUUGUGUCAUAAAAUUCUAUGCGUUUAAAAUUCACCAUUGCACAAUACAAUUUAAAUUUUAUUUCAAUUUAUUUAAACUGCAUUAUUAUUUCGCUAAGAUGAUUCGUCACAACGUUGCUGUUUUGCUGAGAUACACCUGAAAAAUAAAUUGCGCAAACAUUUAUUAAUAUUUCAUAAAAGAUACAAAUUUUUACAUACAUCUUUUUUUUCAAUAUAGUGACAUAAUUGUAACAUUACGAAAUUCAUUUAGAUUUCGUCGUAUAAUUUUAUAAAUGUUUUCCUAUCGGGGGAAGAGCAAAUAAAAGAAAGUUAAUAAUUAAGCAAUUUAUAUAGUAAUUUAAAUAAAAAAUUUUAUACAAACAAGUAUGGACUGUGAAGCAAUAUGCCUCGCUAACUUUGUGUCAUCGUAAUAAAAAAUUCAAAAAAUUGUCCUGAAUUACUAUAUUCGAAAGUUCAUGGAUUAGAAAAUCUCGUUUUUGACGCGAUAACCGGAUUAUGAUUCAGCCACGAGUCCGUGAAUCUUGCGCGAGAGGCUUUUCAAGUAGUUUUCCGUACCGUUAUUCGUCGUAAUUUCGGUAGAGCUAAUGGAUGUGUAUCGGUUACCAUGAGUGAAAAUGUGGGCAACAAAUCACUCGUUUCCGCUUUCCGCUUUAUCUCGUAUCAAGCGAACGUACCCAUCAAUUUUAUCGGUUCCACUCUAGUGGAAGCAGUAUCUGUCAGAAUCGCGAUGGCAAUCUUUGCAAUAACAAAUUUGCUGCCUAUCUUUCAAAAGUUUUGUAAGACCAGUUUCGGAUAGCUUGAUAAAACGGCAAUUUCGUUAUUUUAAUUUAUUUUCUCAUUGCGUUGAAAUGCAUUGGUAUGUAGAACUGAAUUUACACUACUUUCCAAAUAACCGGCUCAAAUGUGCAAUGAAAGUAAAUAAACAGUGAACAGCUUAUAAAAUUACUGUGGGAGUUCUAGUUUGCAAGCAACGUUCCGGAUAAUCGGCAAAUAAGGCGGAAAGCGCGGCGUUCACUGAUAUUAACAGCAGAGUUCUUUUUUAUUUAUUUGUUGUUCUUUUAAUGAUAAUUUUUAUUUAACAUUACACAUAAAUUUUUAGAAAAAAACAAAGCGUUCUUAUGCGUUCAAAUUGCAUAGUUUCCCGCCGUUCGUUUCAGUGCCAAUGGCUGGAAAAUUUCAUUGCAAUUUGUGUGUCUCAAUAUUUCGAUAUAAUUCGGGAUAUUUUUCAUAUUGUUAAUUUAUUCAUAAAAAUUCUCGAGUUUUUUUCUAACACAAAAGAAAGUAAAUUUAAUCUUAAUAUACUGCGUCGUAUAG
Molecule: messenger RNA, 2496 nt
Organism: Linepithema humile (Argentine ant)
Lineage: Eukaryota; Metazoa; Arthropoda; Insecta; Hymenoptera; Formicidae
Source: RefSeq, a predicted model, not a curated record